CCCAUUCACCCUCAGCUUUAAGGACUCGCACUUGUUCACAAUGACUGAUUUAAACGUGCUUGAUGAGAAACUGACGGAGGUCGAGAGUCUUAAAGGGAGCACAAAGAAGCAAAAGAAGAAAGAUGCCUGGAAACCAGAGGGACCCAUGGACCCAUUUGCUAUGUUGGACUCUCUUCCUGAGACGAAGCAGCAGGAAAUCCAGAAAGCCCUCCACCUCUUCUCCUUGGGCCGGAGUCUGCCCAAGACCCUGCAGCAAGCCCAAAAACACAUGUACCAUUUCUGGGACACACAGCCUGUCCCCAAACUGAGGGACCGCAUUGUAACUCAUGGCCCAAUAGUGGAGGGGGAAGCCAGUGUCCGUAAGGAGCCCUGCUCUCUACCUCAAGGUUUCUCCUGGGACACUCUGGACCUGAGCAGCCCUACGGUGUUGAAGGAGCUAUGCACUCUGCUCAAUGACAACUACGUGGAAGAGGAUGAAAACACUUUCAGAUUGGAGUUCUCGCUGGAGUAUCUGCAAUGGGCUUUACAACCUCCCAACUGGCUGGCCCAGUGGAACUGUGGUGUGCGAGUAGACGCCAAUAAGAAGUUAGUCGGCUUCAUUGCUGCUCUUCCCGCAGAUGUCCGCAUAUACGAGACGGAGAAGCGGAUGGUACAGGUCAAGUUCCUGUGUGUUCAUAAGAAGCUACGCCUCAAGCGGAUGACUCCAGUUCUGAUCCGAGAGCUCGCCAGGCGGGUCAACCAGCAGGGCCUCCACCAAGCUGUCUACACAGCUGGCAGAGUCCUGCCCACACCAAUGAGCUCCUGCAGGUGCUGGCAUCGCCUAUUAAAUCCCCGAAAGCUGGCAGAGGUGAGCUACCCAGGUCUGAGACCGAACAUGAACCUGCAGAGAGCUCUCAAAUUCAACCGUCUGCCUGAGGUGACAACGACACCAGGUCUGCGCCCUAUGACUAAAGAAGAUGUUGUGGGGAUACACUCACUGCUGCAGGCAAACCUCCGCAAGUUUUACCUCAGCCCUGUGAUGUCUUUACAGGAAAUAGAGCACUGGCUGUUACCAAGGGGGGAUGUGAUUGACACCUAUGUUGUGGAGGGUGAUGAUGGCACACUGACAGACGUGGUGAGUUUCUACAGCGUCUCCUCCAGGGUGCUGAAUCACCCUGUCCACACUGGACUGAGAGAAGCUCAUCUCCUUUACGUUGCCUCUGCCGCCACAGACUCAGUGGACCUCAUGGGGGACACACUGGUCCUCGCUAAAUCCAAAGGGUUUGAUGUCUUCUCUGCUCUUGAAGCGAUGGAUAACAGGAGUUUCCUGGAGAAGCUCAAGUUCAGCAUCAGUGACAAGAGCCUUCAUUACUACCUGUACAACUGGAUGUGUCCUAAAAUGAGCCCGGACAAGGUGGGCUUGGUGCUACCAAACUAACCUGCCCCUGAGAGAAGAUAAAGAGUGGUGAAGA
Etheostoma spectabile (orangethroat darter) is the source of this 1451-nucleotide messenger RNA. Its product is annotated as glycylpeptide N-tetradecanoyltransferase 2. Gene Ontology annotation, cellular component: cytoplasm. Gene Ontology annotation, molecular function: glycylpeptide N-tetradecanoyltransferase activity. The transcript is spliced from 12 exons. Gene Ontology annotation, biological process: N-terminal peptidyl-glycine N-myristoylation. Lineage: Eukaryota; Metazoa; Chordata; Actinopteri; Perciformes; Percidae. The record is from RefSeq and is a predicted model, not a curated record. Bases 41 to 1417 code for a protein of 458 amino acids.